This is a messenger RNA of Catharus ustulatus (Swainson's thrush), 1351 nucleotides long. It is a transcript of the gene ECSCR, whose product is annotated as endothelial cell surface expressed chemotaxis and apoptosis regulator. Lineage: Eukaryota; Metazoa; Chordata; Aves; Passeriformes; Turdidae. Gene Ontology annotation, cellular component: plasma membrane; cytosol. Gene Ontology annotation, biological process: negative regulation of angiogenesis; positive regulation of endothelial cell apoptotic process; positive regulation of proteasomal protein catabolic process. The record is from RefSeq and is a predicted model, not a curated record. The transcript has 11 exons. Bases 28 to 750 code for a protein of 240 amino acids.
UGGCCAGAGGCUCGCACCAGCGCGGAGAUGCUGCUCCCGUCCAUCCAUCCCCUGCUCGGACUCCUCCUGCUGCUCCCAGGUUCUGCAGCUCCCACGAACUCCUCCACCCCUGCUGGAACAGGUCCAUCCCCACCUGCAGCAGCCAGCCCUGAAGCAAAGAGCCCUGAAGCACGGAGCAACAGCUCAGAGCCAUCAGUAAUAACAACACCGCUGACCAAGCUGAACCUCACCACUGUGGGUCAAAACACAACAGAAAAAUCCUCCCCCACCCAUCCAACAACCCUGACAGCAACCUCUGAGAGAGAUGAUAAGUCCAGUGGAAACAGAAGCACAGCAGCUCCUCCUCCAACACCUCAAGGUCAGGACCCCGUGAGCAAUGAGAGCAGCACAGCAGCAGCGACUCAAGGCACCUUAAAACCCAUCACCCCAACAUCCAAAUCCUCCAGCCUCUUGCCUGAGCCCACCCCGACAGAUGAGAAAUCACCGCUGACCGUGGCAGCUUUUGGUGUCAUCAGCUUUGUUGUUAUCCUGAUAGUGGUGGUCAUCAUCCUGGUCAGCGUGGUCAGCCUGAGGUUCAAGUGCAACCACUCCAAGGACUCAGAAGACAAACAGAAACCAGGAGGCUCCAUGGUGUCAGAGAGCUGCUCGGCAGACACGAGCCAGAAGGGGAACAGCAUCACUCUGAUCUCCAUGAAGAACAUCAACACCAACAACAGCAUGAGCUACCCCCCAUCAGAAAAGGUGCUAUGAAGCCAAGAGCCCAGGGCUUGAAGCUGACACGUGACAACCAGCAGUGGCUUUCUAGGUUCUUUUUUUUUUUAUUUUGUCCUUCGGGGAAAGAGCAAGGGUGGACUUUAUAUAUAAAUUAUUAUGUCCUUUCUGAUCAGUACAUUUACAGUAGUGUCCUACAUAGCUUCCCCACCUGGGGCCUAAGGGCUUUCUCCAGUUACAGCCUGCCACUCUCGGUGCUUGAUACCUAACUCUAUUUUUUAUAUGCCUUCAAACACUCUGAUAAUUCCAGCAGCAAGAAGCACCAAGGCACCAUCCACUCUGCUAAUAAACCUCUGCCUUAGAUUAAUGGCCUUUAUAGUCUGUGCCAGGCAGUCACAGGCUCAUUAAUCAGCAUAGCCCCACGUGGAGCCAGACCUGUGUUCUGGCAAAGCCUGAUCCAAAGCUGAAGGCCUUAAAUGCCCAAGUUCUGGGUCAAAUCCCAGCAGGACUGCUGCAAGCCCCUUUAUCCCCAGUGCCCUCAUUGUCCCCACAGCAGUGGGAUGCUCACAUCCACCUACCUCACAGGGUUGUUGUGAGGCUUUGUUAAUCCCUGUCUGUAAAGCGUUUGGAGAGGCGUGAA